AUGGCAGCUAGAACACCUGCCAGAACACCUGCUAGAACACCAGCAAGAACACCAUCUAAUGUGAGAACACCAGCACCAAGUCGAACACCUGCUCCUACUGGUAGAACACCAGGUGCUCGAACACCGAUGACAGCUUAUACACCUAGUAUGAGCAUAGGAGGUGUUGAUCAAGCUACUAUCCAGAGAGCAGCAGCUGGUCUAUCAUCUAAUAUAUACAAUACUCUAGCUCAAGUUGCUAGUGCCACCCCACAACAACCCAAUAGAAACGUCUCUAGUUUUAACACGGCUCAUUAUCAGCCUGGAGUGACUCCAAUGAUGACACCAAUGAUGACUCCAAAUUAUCAUGGCAACCAGAUUGCACAAACACCUAAUCAAGCACCUGCUUCUCAAUCUCAGCCUUUCACACCUUCCUACAAUCCAACACCAAGAACAUCAAAUUGGUCUGGAAUGACACCAAGAACACCAGCCCAGAAUCAGCCUACUACUUCCUCCUCACGUCCUACAGCUGGCACCAGUAAAUCAGGAACAGACUGGGCUAAAGCUGCUGAAAUGUGGGCAAAAAAGAAAACACCAAGUAAAAGUAAAAGGCGUGGUACACCAAACUCUGAUGAUUCGCCUCGAGGUGAUGGUACACCUUUAAUUGAUGAACGAUGA
Messenger RNA from Lottia gigantea (owl limpet), 654 nucleotides. RefSeq lists its product as hypothetical. Bases 1 to 654 code for a protein of 217 amino acids. The transcript is spliced from 3 exons. NCBI's taxonomy places the organism in Eukaryota, Metazoa, Mollusca, Gastropoda, Lottiidae. The record is from RefSeq and is a predicted model, not a curated record.